GACGGAACUGCCUUGAGCCCUGCGGGGGCCGUCGCGCGGGGGGACCCACCCGCUCUCCCCCCCAACCCUCCUCAGCAGAAGCAGCCGGCGGCGGGGGCAGGAGUCAGCCCGCUUCCGACUGCACCCCGCCCGCCUCCCGGGGCGCUUAUUCUUUGGCCCCGGGACCCUAACCUCAUCCCGGGGCGGUUCCCUCUGGGCGUCCGAGAGCUGCCCACCUCUCUUUCAUUUCUCCCUGCACCUCCUUACCUUCACUUUGCCCCGGUUCUCUUUCUCCUCUGCGUCCUGCCCUGUCGCCUCCUCCGCUCACCGUCUCUCCUGCCUCCUUCCCUGGCUCUUUCCUGUUCAGGAAAGUUUGGUACCCCCGCCUCCAAUCAGGUCAACCUGACCAGGAGCGGGGGGAGAUGUAGGAAGGCCUGAGAGUUCGAGGGGGGGGAAAGCUGGUGUCCCUGAAAAUUUCCCCCCAUCUUUUUAAUUUGGGGUGGUUGGAAUUUUUUACAGUUGUAUUUUUGAGGAGGUGGUAGGUGUUUAGAAAAGGAUGUGGGAAUGGAAGGGGUAGAUGAGUCAACCCUCUUACAGGAUUCCAAGGGUGGUGUGUUACCUGAUCCUUUUCGUGUGUGGAGUUCAGGGGGUCGGGAGGCUUGGCCUUUAUUCCCACAUUCAAAGUUGGAACCUCCCCCGAAUUAAGGAUGGAGUUUUAGUACCCACUUGUGGCAGGAAACCUGGGGGGAAGGGGUCCCUUUUCCCUUUUUCUUUUCUUUUUCUUUUUUUAUAUUCUUUUAUUGUUUUGGCACCCCACACCCUUCCACACACGCUCACCCCGAAAUUAAACACCACGAUCCUCUAACGUGUUUGGAUUGACUGAUGAAGACAUAAAGCCAGUUCCGCUCCAUGUUUUUUGAGGUGGAGUGAGUGGUUUCUCUUCAUUUUUAAAUGGCCAAAUGACAGCUUGACCCAGUUUGCUUUCCAAUCAAAGGGCAUUUUUUUUGAAUGUCUCUUUGUGGCGCAAGAGCCAACGCAAAAAUGAUGGCGGCUUACAAUGGCGGUACAUCUGCAGCAGCAGCAGGUCACCACCACCACCAUCACCACCACCUUCCACACCUCCCUCCUCCUCACCUCCACCACCACCACCACCCUCAGCACCAUCUUCACCCGGGGUCGGCUGCUGCGGUACACCCUGUCCAGCAGCAUACUUCUUCGGCAGCUGCGGCAGCCGCAGCAGCGGCCGCAGCUGCAGCCAUGUUAAACCCUGGGCAACAACAGCCAUAUUUCCCAUCACCGGCACCGGGUCAGGCUCCUGGACCAGCUGCGGCAGCCCCAGCUCAGGUACAGGCUGCCGCAGCUGCCACAGUUAAGGCGCACCAUCAUCAGCACUCGCAUCAUCCACAACAGCAGCUGGAUAUUGAGCCGGAUAGACCUAUCGGAUAUGGAGCCUUUGGUGUUGUCUGGUCAGUAACAGAUCCAAGAGAUGGAAAGAGAGUAGCACUCAAAAAGAUGCCCAACGUCUUCCAGAAUCUGGUCUCUUGCAAAAGGGUCUUCCGGGAAUUGAAGAUGUUGUGUUUUUUUAAACAUGAUAAUGUACUCUCUGCCCUCGACAUACUCCAACCACCACACAUUGACUAUUUUGAAGAAAUAUAUGUUGUCACAGAAUUGAUGCAGAGUGACCUACACAAAAUUAUCGUCUCUCCUCAACCACUCAGCUCAGAUCAUGUCAAAGUUUUUCUUUAUCAGAUUUUGCGAGGUUUGAAGUAUCUCCAUUCAGCUGGCAUUUUACAUCGAGACAUUAAGCCAGGGAAUCUUCUUGUGAACAGCAACUGUGUUCUAAAGAUUUGUGAUUUUGGAUUGGCCAGAGUAGAAGAAUUAGAUGAAUCUCGUCAUAUGACUCAGGAAGUUGUUACUCAGUAUUAUCGGGCUCCGGAAAUCCUGAUGGGCAGCCGUCAUUACAGCAAUGCUAUUGACAUCUGGUCUGUCGGAUGUAUCUUUGCAGAACUACUAGGACGAAGAAUACUGUUUCAGGCACAGAGUCCCAUUCAGCAGUUGGAUUUGAUCACGGAUCUCUUGGGCACACCAUCACUGGAAGCAAUGAGGACGGCUUGUGAAGGCGCUAAGGCACACAUACUCAGGGGUCCUCAUAAACAGCCAUCUCUUCCUGUACUUUAUACCCUGUCUAGCCAGGCUACACAUGAAGCUGUUCAUCUCCUUUGCAGGAUGUUGGUCUUUGAUCCAUCCAAAAGAAUAUCCGCUAAGGAUGCCUUAGCCCACCCCUACCUAGAUGAAGGGCGACUACGAUAUCACACGUGUAUGUGUAAAUGUUGCUUUUCCACCUCUACUGGAAGAGUUUAUACCAGUGACUUUGAGCCUGUCACCAAUCCCAAAUUUGAUGACACUUUUGAGAAGAACCUCAGUUCUGUUCGACAGGUUAAAGAAAUUAUUCACCAGUUCAUUUUGGAACAGCAGAAAGGAAACAGAGUGCCUCUCUGCAUCAACCCUCAGUCUGCUGCUUUUAAGAGCUUUAUUAGUUCCACUGUUGCUCAGCCGUCUGAGAUGCCCCCAUCUCCUCUGGUGUGGGAGUGACGGUGGAAGAUAAUAUACUACUGAAGAUGUAAUGUAGCUUUCCACUGGAGUCUGGGAUUUGCAAUUCUGGAGGUUAAUCAUGCUUGUACUGUAAUUUUACUAAUGAAGUUUUAAAUUAACAACCACUACUUGUAUGAUAUGAAUAAUAUUUAGAAAUGUUACUAGACUUUUAAUCUUGUAAAGUGGUUGUGCUUUUAGAAGAAAAAUAUUUUACCCAGAGUUGCACAUGUUUUAUGAAUUUAGUGCAGCUGUUAUGGCUCACCUCAGAACAAAAGAGAAUUGAACCAAAUUUGGGAGUUUGGGGUUUUGUGUUUUUGUUUUGUUUUGUUUUUCUUUUUUAAAAUGAAGUGAGAUUGUUCACACACACACACACACACAAAGGACAGUUAUACAUUUUGAUAUUUGAGCCAUUCCUGAAAAUUUGGGGUUUUCUAAAAUGAAAGAAUCUAGAAACCUUGCCUGCGACCAAUCAUGGAGCCACGUGAGCUGAUCGUGGCUGCACCUGGGGGGGGGGUUGGGGGGAGGGGCAUGCCACCUAAUGAUCAAGCCCUAUAAUUAGCUUCUCAUUAGAGCCGUGACGGUGAUGUGUGCUGUCUAAAAUCCAAUGUUGUGGGUAGAGAGAAUGAGUUUGUGACUAGGAGAGACUAAACUUUUGUUUUCCUUACCCAGUAUAAAUAUAUAUAUAUAUAUUUAAUCUAUUUUUAUUAGAAGUUUUUCUGCUCUUUCUUACAUAAAAGAACCCCCAAGCAUGCAUCUUUCAUGUGUGUAAAUAAUUCAUUUCUGGGCUAAUUUCAAAAGAAUUCCAACAUUGCUGUAUAGAGAGAAAACUAGCUUGCACAUUUUAGGUCUGUGAAAUUUUGUGAGACUUUUCCUGCACUGGACAGUAAAAAAAAUAAAUAAAUAAAAGACAAAAACAAAUUUUAAAAAACUUUAAAGCCACAAAAAAAAGGCACAUAGAGAAUUAUGUCAAAUGUGUUUGUGUCCUUAGGCAAAGCUGUGGGAGUCUUGAAAUGUCACAGUAGUAAAUAACUUAUUACUUUUUGACAAAUUCUUUUUUCUGUUGGAACACUGAACUCUUCUGUGCAUAUGUAUAUAUGAAUACAAAUUGAAGGCCUCUACCUCCUGGAGUUAUACAACUUGGCUUGUUUACCUCCACAUGCUGAUGAUGACUAUUUUUUUUUUAAGUUCAAUGUGGAGACUUGAAACUUGAAUGUCCCUUCCAACUUUUAUAUUAAAAAUAAAAAGUCAAGAAAAUUGAAGAUCGUUUUUCACCUGUACAAGGAAUACUAAUGGAUCGUCUUAAAAUUGGUCUAGGAAAAAACCUUGGUGUGUGUUAUGGACAAUUAACUGUUAAAGUUAUUGUAAGUUAUCUGUAUUUAGCAGAGUAUUUUCAUCUUGAGUGAUCUGAGCUGAAUUUGAAGACUAUUAAUAAGUUAUGUUUGGAAGUUUUAACUUCAAUGAAGUAAUUAUUUGCUGUGAAAGAAACAAACAUUGAAUUACUAAACAAAGAUGGUGCAAUAUCUUUGUUUUUUUUUUAUGAGGCUCCUGAGAAUCAACCCAACUGAAGCAUUUCAAUUCACUUGAAUGAGAAACGUGUUUAGUAUCAAAAGAGCCCAAGAAGACACUGGUGUGAAAGGUACAAUCUCAGAGGUUGGUCAAUUACCGUGGCACACUUACUGGUCACUUUGUACAAUGUAGAUUUGAAGUACAGUGGUGAAAACAUUAAAUGUGACAUUUGAAAAAGAUGUGUCAUCUGUUUUAUUUCAAUUCCUUCCCUUUGUUUUUUCUCUUCAGCAC
This is a messenger RNA of Diceros bicornis minor, 4368 nucleotides long. It is a transcript of the gene NLK, whose product is annotated as nemo like kinase. Gene Ontology annotation, molecular function: MAP kinase activity; ATP binding. Gene Ontology annotation, biological process: intracellular signal transduction; protein phosphorylation. Lineage: Eukaryota; Metazoa; Chordata; Mammalia; Perissodactyla; Rhinocerotidae. The coding region runs from base 988 to 2571 and encodes 527 amino acids. Gene Ontology annotation, cellular component: nucleus; cytoplasm. The record is from RefSeq and is a predicted model, not a curated record. The transcript has 11 exons.